Molecule: messenger RNA, 4367 nt
Organism: Suillus subalutaceus
Lineage: Eukaryota; Fungi; Basidiomycota; Agaricomycetes; Boletales; Suillaceae
Product: ABC transporter
Exons: 21
Coding region: 136-4206 (1356 amino acids)
Biological process (GO): transmembrane transport
Cellular component (GO): membrane
Molecular function (GO): ABC-type transporter activity; ATP binding; ATP hydrolysis activity
Source: RefSeq, a predicted model, not a curated record
UUAAUACGAGACCAGUUACCAGGAACGAGUCAAGUUCCAAGAUGUUGAGCUCGACACCGUUGACUCGGAGAAGGCUCACCGGGCAUCGGAGUCCGUGUCAGGCAAUGGUCGAACCAUACAGUCGUUCAUAUCUUGAUGUGUCCUAGGCUCUUUCUGUUUGGGAGGAAUGGUAGUCCACCUCCCCCAAAGAAAUCUAUUCAUGACGCAGAUCUGAUCCCUGAAGCCACGGCUGGCUUCGCUAGUCUUCUAUGGUUCACUUGGAUAACACCUCUGCUUUCCCUUGGCUAUGCUCGUCCACUCGAGUCAUCCGACCUUUAUCGACUCCAGGAAGAAUGCAGCGCCUUGCCGAUUGCCGAUGCCAUUUUAACAUCGUUCAAGACUCGGAAAAAGAAGGCUGCUGAAUAUAACGAGCGUUUGGCUAAAGGUGAAGUUGGCCCAGGGUUGAAGGGUUUAUGGUGGUCCAUACAGGGCGUUCGCACAGAACGCGAGAAGCAAUGGAGGGAAAAGGACGGAAAGCGCAAAGCAAGUCUCAUUUUGGCAAUGAAUGACAGUAUCUUUUGGUGGUUUUGGUCUGCUGGUGUUUUGAGAGUCAUCGGUGACACAGCACAAAUUACUAGUCCCCUUGUCGUCAAGGCGAUCAUUAAUUUUGUCACGGUGUCUUACACAAACCAUCUAACUGGUCAAUCAACGCCUCCGAUUGGUGAGGGAAUUGGCCUUGCGUUUGGCUUAUUGGCUCUACAACUCAUCGCGUCAUGGUGCACCAAUCACUUCUUCUACCGUAGCAUGUCCAGUGGGGUCCUUCUUCGUGACGGUCUUAUCACGGCAAUAUACUCGAGAUCACUUCGACUAAGCGCGAGAGCUCGCGUCAACUUAAGCAAUGGCGAGUUAGUCAACCACAUAUCUACUGAUGUCUCGCGGAUAGAUUUCUGCCUGGGCUACUUCCACAUGUCAUGGACGGCUGUGAUUCAGCUCACUAUUUGCCUGGUCUUGCUAUUGAUCAAUCUCGGCCCGAGUGCACUCGCCGGUUUUGCCCUUCUCAUUGUUGCGACGCCCGUCCAGACCUAUGUUAUAAAACGCCUCUUUUCCCUUCGCAUGAAAAGCAUGGUGUGGACAGACAAGCGUUCCAAGAUCUUACAAGAGGUCCUCAGCGGCAUGCGUGUCAUCAAGUUCUUUUCCUGGGAAGUUCCAUUCCUGAAGCGUAUUUCUGACUAUCGACGGAACGAGAUGGCAUAUAUCCGCACCCUCCUGAUCAUGAGAGCCGCGAUGAACGCCGUUGCCAUCUCUGUCCCGACUAUCGCUUCUGUCAUUGCCUUCGUCACAUAUUCGUUAACUGGACACAGUCUUACAGCAGCGACUGUAUUUACUUCGUUGACCUUGUUCAACUUAGCCCGCAUGCCUUUGAUGUUUUUACCCUUGUCUCUGAGCAGCAUUGCUGACGCAGCCACAGCAUGCGGCAGACUGCUGGCUGUUUUUGAAGCAGAAACGCUUGACGAGACACUCGUCACAAAUAGCGACAUGAACGUCGCCGUCAGAGCUCAAGGUGCCAGCUUUACUUGGGACAGUCCGCCCCAUCGGCCUGAGGAUACAAAAAAGAUGGGUAAGGGCAGCAAGAUGGGCAUGAAGACGGGCAAGCAAAAGCUCCCUUCAACGCCUUUACCAGCUCCUGCAGAUGAUGGAAGUAUCUUCAAAAUUACGGGCAUUGACAUGGAAAUUCCUCGGGGCCGACUCGUUGCCAUUGUUGGAGCCGUCGGCGCGGGAAAAACCUCCCUCCUUCAAGGUCUUAUUGGCGAAAUGCGGCGCACUUCCGGUAACGUUGAUUUUGGUGGCUCCGUUGGUUAUUGUGCCCAAGUCGCUUGGAUCCAGAAUACAACCAUUCGGGAAAACAUCUGUUUCGGUCGUCCAUUUGAAGAGGAGCGUUACUGGAAGGCCGUCCGAGAUGCAUGCUUAGAGCCUGACUUGGAGAUGUUGCCCAAUUACGACCUUACAGAAGUUGGCGAGAAGGGUAUCUCACUCUCUGGCGGCCAAAAGCAACGCAUCAACAUAUGUCGCGCGAUCUAUUGCGAUACCGACAUCCAAAUAUUCGACGAUCCACUGUCUGCUCUUGAUGCACACGUCGGAAAGGCAGUAUUCCAGAAUGUGUUGAAGAAAAGCGCAGACAAAACUCGCAUCCUGGUUACCCAUGCCCUCCACUUCCUUCCUGAGGUCGACUAUAUAUAUACUCUGGUUGACGGGCACAUUGCCGAACGUGGCACAUACGCCGAACUCAUGGCUAAUGACAGUGCAUUCUCGAAAUUUGUCUCGGAAUUUGGGUCAAAGGAGGAUUCUACGAAGAAAGAAGAGAAAGCAGUGGAGGGUGCAGAGAUCGAAGACAAGAAAAUUCAGAAAGGAACCACUGUGAAAGCGAUGAUGCAAGAGGAAGAACGCAACACUGGUGCCAUAAAGUGGGAAGUAUACCAAGAGUAUCUCACAGCAGCUCACGGACCCGUGCUCUUGCCACUGUUACUGCUCUCUGUAAUUUUCAUGCAAUGCUGCAGUGUCAUGUCUUCGUAUUGGCUCAUUUACUGGGAAGAAGACAAAUGGCACCAAACGGCAGGAUUUUAUACUGGCAUCUAUGCUGCUCUUGGUAUCUCCCAGGCGUUGACAACGUUCAUGAUGGGAGGUGUACUUGCACUACUCACUUACUAUGCUUCCCAACAGCUGCACAGGAGAUCGAUUCAGCGAGUCAUGUAUGCCCCGAUGAGUUUCUUCGAGACAACGCCUUUAGGCCGCAUUAUGAAUCGCUUUGCCAAAGAAUCCCUCAGGACGCUCACAUCAAUGGCAUCACAAAUCAUUGGGUCAAUCAUUCUCAUAUCCAUCAUCAUACCAUAUUUUCUUAUCGUGGCCUUCUUCAUCUUCAUCUGCUGUUACUAUGCUGCAUUAUUCUACCGUGCGAGUGCACGUGAGUUAACGCGUCUGGAUGCACUACUGCGAUCCUCGCUUUACUCUCACUUUUCUGAGUCAUUAUCGGGCUUGACUACCAUUCGCGCUUAUGGCGAAUUCGACCGGUUCCGCGUAGAAAAUAUCCAGCUCACUGAUGUCGAGAAUCGUGCUUACUGGCUGACGGUUGCCAACCAGCGAUGGCUCGCCAUACGCCUUGAUUUCCUCGGCUCGUUGCUGACUCUCGCCGUCGCGCUAUUGGCUGUUGGAAUUCGAUUCGAUAUCUCUCCGGGGCAAACCGGUGUGAUGCUCUCGUAUAUCAUGAUGGUGCAACAGUCUUUCACAUGGAUGGUACGCCAAGUUGCUGAGCUCGAGAACAACAUGAAUUCCGUGGAGCGUGUCGUGCACUAUGCGAAAGAGGUCGAACAGGAGGCCGCACAUGAAGUCGAAGACAGCCCUGCGCCAGCCGACUGGCCUUCUCAUGGCGAAAUCGUCAUGAAGGAUGUGGUUAUGAGAUACCGCCCGGAGUUACCACCCGUUCUGAAGGGCCUGAGUAUGUCUCUCUCCCCUGGAGAGAAGAUUGGUGUCAUUGGCCGGACUGGUGCCGGGAAAUCAUCCAUUAUGACCGCUAUUUAUCGCAUGGUGGAACUAGCAUCUGGGUCGAUAUCCAUUGAUGGCGUGGACAUUUCGACCGUUGGUUUAGCGCAGCUCAGAAAAGGGUUGUCAAUUAUACCUCAGGAUGCUGUAAUCUCCGGUACUCUUCGGACUAACCUUGAUCCUUUCGGGCUACACGACGAUGCCAAGCUUUGUGAUGCAAUGAAGCGGGCGUAUCUUGUGGAUUCAAACAGUGAUCUUCCGUCUACCUCGGAAUCGCCCCUUGUUGAAGGGCAGUCGGCGCCUAGAUUUAGUCUCGACAGUCCUAUUGACGACGAAGGCAGUAAUUUGUCAAUCGGACAACGUUCUCUUGUCUCACUUGCGAGAGCUCUCGUGAAUGACACCAAGAUCCUAAUUCUUGACGAGGCUACAGCUUCCGUUGACUACGAGACCGACAGCAAGAUCCAGCACACCAUUGCCAACGAGUUUAAAGAACGCACAAUCCUGUGCAUUGCACAUCGUCUCCGGACCAUCAUUGGAUAUGACAGGAUAUGCGUGAUGGAUGCUGGGAUGAUUGCUGAAUUCGAUACCCCGGUCAAUCUCUUCGCUAUGCCGGAUAGUAUAUUCCACGGAAUGUGCCAACAAUCUUCCAUUACUCUCGAUGACGUUCUUUCUGCAUCCAAACACACAGCGUAAUGACUUAUACCUAGACUACAGACUACGCACAGAUUCGCAGAUUACUUCAACAUGCAUUGCCACAUUGAAGCGCUUGCAACCACGUCAUGCAAAGAUUACAUAUUGGAGGGGAAUGUAAUCCACAAAAUACAGGGGAAAGUUAAGUGACGCAGCGGUUAGGC